AUGGCAGCUCAAGUCGCAGCCGGAGACGAGAUUAUAGUAGUAACUGGUGCCGCAGGAUUUUUAGGCGCUAAAGUGGUGGAGCUACUAAAUACAAAGGGUCCGAAUAUAAUGGAGAUUAGAGGAUUUGAUAUCUGCCCUCAAAAGCCACCUUGCUUUCUUCCGAGUUAUGAUCCGUAUGGCAAAGUCAUGCUCAGAUACAGCCAAGGGGAUGUUCGCAAUUAUGAAGAGGUAGGUUGCUAAACUAGUUUGUAGUUGUGUGUGUGCAAAUUAUAUUGAAUGCAUACAGUGCUACUUUUUUGUUGAUCAUAUUCUCGGUGGCUGAGACCAACUCCUCUGGCUGCGGAGAUUAGGUUGGGGGGAGGGGGCCGGGGAGCAUUUAACAGCCACAACCCCCUUGGAAGAGGUUAGUUGAAUGUACCCUUUAAGAAAAAAAAGAUGAAAAGUACCGUGACAUCCCCCCGCCUCAGAAAUAGCCCAUUUUUUUCUCAUACCCCUCAGAAAUAUUGCAAACAUCAAAGGUGCCGACACAGCCACACCCCUCCAAGAAUGUUCUCCCAGGAGGUGGAUGGAGACCUUUCUGAAACGGACACCUAAUGUCAGUCCCUGCCACUUUGACCCUAUAAGGAGGACGCUUCUUUAAAUAUUUACAAGCUUUGAGCACUGGUUGAUCCCACAAAUGUCUGCCUUUGAGAAAGUGUGAUUCAGUUGCUAUCAUUUAUGGUGAUUUUAUUACAGUUUUAUGAAGCUUCAAGUUGUGUAUAACAAAUUGAAGUUUUAAUUCACUUAAGUUAUCACCCAACAAUAAAUUUUUGGAUUUUCUAGGAGAAAAUUGUUGGUACCACACAUGUAGACCACUCAUUGCCAACCUUCAUGCUCUUUUUAAAGGUUUCUGGUCCAAAAAGACACCCUGUUCAGAUAGUGAAAUUUUAUACCCUGUUUAGGACUCAAGACCCUGAAAACCAUACCCUAUUCAGCGACACAUGCCUGUAUAGGCCAAGUUAUUAAGGAAAUGCACUUUACUGGGGAGUUUUGUUCUUAUCAGCAACGAUCUUGAAGCUUUUUUUUUAUUUGAACUAUUUUAUUUAUUAUUUAGUUAGUUAUUUAUUCUAUAUUCAUCCCUUUUUUGUGUGAGAGCUUUGAAGGAGAUUGAAGGGGAUGAUUGUAAGUAGAAGCAGAACUAGGAGUAGAAAUGACCAGAGGUUUCAUUAAAAGCCAGUUGGCAGCAGUUUUCCACCACCUGUAAUGCCUCUCAUCGCUGUCUGUUCAGUUCAUUGUAUUUGUAAGAUCUAAGAUUUCUAGAAAUAAAUAAGUAAAAUGAAGACAGAAAGAGAGAAAGAAAGAAAGAAAGAAAUGAACUACAAUGAAGAAAUACAUACAGUUAAAGACCAUGUUUUCUAGUUAUCCUAGAAUAAGUCAGAAUGCUUACACAGGUGACAUGUACGUUAUUGAAACCCCUGAAUGACCAGUGAUGUGAAAUUACUCUUUCUCCUUUUUUAGGUCAAAGCUGUCUGCAAAGGCGCAACUGUUGUCAUUCAUACAGCGGCCUUAAUAGAAGUCAGUCCUACUUCAGAGACAGGAAUGUGGGCUGUUAAUGUGAAAGGCACUGAGAACAUAAUCAAGGCCUGUAUAGAAUGCAACGUUGCUAAACUUGUCUACUCAAGUACUGCAGACGUUCUAUUGGGUUGGUCAGAAAACUACAAUUUAAACGAAUCAACACCAGCACCUGGGGAUAAAGUCUCUGAUUACCUUUUCGGCCAAUAUGCGUUCACCAAGAUGCAAGCGGAGAAAAGAGUCCUGAGUGCAAACGGAAGUAAGCUUGCUAAUGGUGGCAGGCUUGUAACAUGUUCAUUACGAAUGCUUGUAAUGUAUGGGGAGAGAGAUACAGUGUUUAUUCCCAAUGUAAUUAAUUCUGCUAAGAGUCAGUUAGGUUAUUUACCAAGAAUGGGGAAUAGAGAUGCCAUUUUUAACCUAUGUUAUGUUGGUAAUGCAGCCUGGGCCCAUGUGCUUGCAACAGAGGUAAUGCAUUCAAAACCAAAUGUGAUUGCUGGCAAGGCAUUCUGCAUUGGAGACCACACCCCCAACAAGAACUUUUUUGACUUUUUAGAACCUUACCUAGAAGCUACAGGCUGCACUCUUUUGAAUAUUUCCAUUCCCUAUUCCAUCAUCGUCUUCUUUGCUUUUAUUUUGGAAUUGGUAGCAUGGAUUUUAAGGCCAUUUGGAAAGAUUUCUGUUUCAUUUACAAGAUCCUCUAUUUAUUGUGUGUGCAAGGGCAUGACAAUCAAUUGGAACAAAGCUAAAAAAGAACUUGGUUAUGCACCAAUCUAUUCUUAUGAAGAAUCUAAAAACAACACAGUCCGAUACCUUGUAAAAAGAUUUGUUGCUUGA
This is a messenger RNA of Porites evermanni, 2385 nucleotides long. NCBI's taxonomy places the organism in Eukaryota, Metazoa, Cnidaria, Anthozoa, Scleractinia, Poritidae. The record is from the annotation of a GenBank genome assembly.